AUGUUCGACUCUCAAUGGUCGGACGUUACGCGAAAGCGUCCGAGAGAAGAUGAAGAAGACACUUGUGUUGGCCUGGUUUGCAUGGGAGAAGCCAUGAAUGGGAAUCUUGGCUUCACCGAACAUCGUAAUAAACGUCUACAGUCCCUUCCGCUACGUACUUCCCCGACACAGAAACGAUGGUCUGGUCCACCAGGUUUCCCGGCGGCGACAGCAGCAACAACCCCUCCCACUACGAUUACCCCGACCGAUUCCGAUUCGGAAGACGCGCAAUAUCCGCAGCAAUCGAACCCAUCCAUGGAUGUGGAUAGGGACACAGAUAUGAUGGUCGAUUCUGCAUCCGAACAUAUCCAUCCCGCUUCAUCCCAACCGGAAAUCGUCGAUCCUAGCACUACCGGACGCAUGCCCACCCCUAUACAUUGUUCCUUCGCUGCACAAGUACGGGGAAACAACUGGGGUCCGAUAAACCAGACGAUGCACGCUGCAAAUCGAUUAGUCAACGCUCCAAUGUCAGACGACGAAGUCGGCUUAGCGCAAGCCGAGCCUUUUCCUACGGGACACGAUGAGUCCUCGGUGCCUCGGUCGCUUGGGGGUGCUGCUGAAUGGUCAAUGGUUCAAAACAGACGUCUGCCGUCUCCUAUUAGUGAAAGUGGCGGCGAAGACACACCUACGAGCCCGGGCAUGGUAUUAGAUUCUCGCUUGCCUGCAGCCGCUCAGCUUCAAAGGCCAUAUCUUCCUCACUUGCCCCAUUCGACGAAUCCUCAUGCUAUGGCCAUCCAUCCUAACAUACAAACCAUCCCUCCAGCUACCGACAGUGAUGCUGGUAUGAUGGAUGCCGAUCCCGCGUCAUCCCCUUCCUCGGCACCCGCUACACCAUCACCAAGAGGCAAAUUCGGACACUCGCGUAGCAAACACACGCUCAAUUCCUGGACCCUCCAGCCCGGCAUGAAAAAGUCGUUCAGUAUAGGAUACAGGGCCGACUGUGAGAAAUGUCGUAUGAAGAUCCCAGGACAUUUUAACCACAUUAUCAUUUCGUAG
Molecule: messenger RNA, 1035 nt
Organism: Hypoxylon trugodes
Lineage: Eukaryota; Fungi; Ascomycota; Sordariomycetes; Xylariales; Hypoxylaceae
Exons: 2
Coding region: 1-1035 (344 amino acids)
Source: RefSeq, a predicted model, not a curated record